AUGGCGCACAACACAUCGGAAAAGGGCGAUGCGAUAACGCCCACGAAUGAUCGAAGCAGCGGCAGCGGCAUCGACAUUGGGAAGGUGGAGAAUGCGGAUGAUUCCUUUGAGGUGUUCAAGAAGCAGGACGGCGUUGUCGACUUUCGCACCGUCGGCUGGAUUCACGCCUCCGUCAUCUUUCUCAAGGUAAUCUUCGCCACGGGUGUUCUGACCAUCCCCUCCGCCAUGUACGUGCUGGGCGCCCUUCCCGGUGCCAUCAACGUUCUAGGCUGGCAGUUCCUCAACACCUACUGUGCCAUCAUCCAAGGAAACUUCCGAAACUCCCAUGCAGGCUGCCACUCUAUUGCCGACAUGGCCAAUGUUGUCGGUGGACUUUGGUUGAAAGAGGUUGUUGGAGUGUUCUUCCUCGUCACGUAUGCAAUUGUAGGCGCGUCUGGCAUCUUCGGCGCCUCCGUUGGCCUCAAUGCCCUGUCCAACCACGCCAUUUGCACGAACUACUUCAUGCUCGUCGCCACCGCUGCGGUGUUCAUCCUAGCUAGCGCUCGCAAGUUUGAGAAAAUCGCGUGGCUGACAUGGGCUGGAUUCUUGUCUGUGUUCAUUGCCGUUUUUAUCGUCGUCGUUGGUGUUACGCAACUGGACCGACCCGCGGCGGCGCCCCAAGAGGGUGAUUUCGACCUGGGUUAUCAUGUCAUCGGCCACCCUUCUUUCGUUGCCGGCAUCACCUCCGUAGCUACUAUUUUCUGCUCCGGCGCCGGCACGUCGGCCUUCCUUCCCGUCAUCUCUGAGAUGAAGAAGCCUCGCGACUAUAACAAGGCCGUGUACGUCUGCAUGGGUAUCGUGACUGCAUCCUACCUCAGCUUCAGUCUGGUCGUGUACCGAUACUGUGGUCAGUGGGUAGCCUCUCCCUCUCUCGGAAGCGCUGGCUAUGUGGUCAAGAAGGUCGCCUAUGGCAUUGGCCUCAUCGGUCUCCUAGUCAGUGCUUGUCUCUACAUUCAUGUGGCCGCCAAGUACCUCUUCGUCCGUAUCCUGCGCAACUCCAAGCACCUCCAGUCCAACUCCAUCGUGCACUGGUCGGUCUGGCUCUCCUGCACUCUCGGAAUGUCCAUCGUGGCGUUCCUCCUGGCCUCCGGUAUCCCCAUCUUCAACUACCUCCUAGCCCUUGCCGGAAGCCUUACGUUCUCUCCUCUUGCCCUCGGACUACCUGGAUAUCUUUGGAUCUAUGACCAUGGUCAUUAUCGCAAGGGAGGAUUCCUCAAGGCUACGGCGUACUGGCUCAACUGGCUCAUGAUCCUCCUGUCUGUCUUCCUAAUGAUCGGCGGAACAUACGGCGUCAUUCAGCAGGUUAUUGAUGCGUAUGCAAAUGGCGAGAUUAGCUCGGCCUUCUCCUGCGCGGAUAACAGCAAUUCCUCAUAA
This is a messenger RNA of Scedosporium apiospermum, 1413 nucleotides long. RefSeq names its product Transmembrane amino acid transporter. The record is from RefSeq and is a predicted model, not a curated record. Gene Ontology annotation, biological process: amino acid transmembrane transport. Gene Ontology annotation, molecular function: amino acid transmembrane transporter activity. The transcript has 3 exons. The coding region runs from base 1 to 1413 and encodes 470 amino acids. Lineage: Eukaryota; Fungi; Ascomycota; Sordariomycetes; Microascales; Microascaceae. Gene Ontology annotation, cellular component: vacuolar membrane.